AGGCUGCCCUCGAUGAUGUGUGGUCUUCCCUGUUGGUUGUGGUCCAAAACAGAUGAUCUUUUCCCGAUGCAGGAGGCAAAGAGUGUGUUCCCUAAGGCACUCAUCCUGCAGCAGGCAAACACGGGAGCCAUUGUAAAAACUAAGACGCAUAUUCACGAUUUGCCAACGUGUUUGAUCGUUAUGUGAGAACAAUUGUGAGUGCAACUGCCUGUGCACACGGAAACAAAUAAUAAGAGAAAGCUGUCGUGACAGAAAGUUAGAUAAGAACUGAUUCGGACUUGCUGCACUGUCAAAGGAACCGGCGCCUAGAUGGCUCUCAAAAUUUUGUAGAAGGAUAUCCGCGGCCUUAGCGGGAAGUCAAGUCUCGAUUUAAGAAGAUAAAGGCUGUGAAAUGAGUCAUAAUAGACGUGAUGAUGCAGUCCCUAAUAGCGAUUCGCCAAGGGAUUCUGCAGGCGGUAUACUACUGGGAAUCCGUGAUGAAGGGUAUGCCUUUCUCACGGAAGAAGCUGUUGCACAGAUAGCAAGACGAGCCGAGACUACCGAAUCGUUUUCAGAACUUAUACGAACUUUAGGACGGAUUUAUUCGGAUUAUUGUGCAUUGAAACAGUCCUUUCAACGACCUCUGCCUACGAGAUCUUCCUUGACAAAUUUAUGUUCAGAGGAUUUGGCUGGCGCUGGUAAAGAGGCCAUUCGGGCACAAACUGAAGAUGAAAAGGACGUCGAUUCAUCUGAACCUUCACGUCGGAGAGAAUCGCUUACAUCGAUCGGAUCUGAUUUGGAAGACGCUGUUCUAGAGCAAACGGUCGAUGUUGAAGCUGUCCGGAGAAGCUAUGAUAUCCUCUUUAAACUCAAGGAUAAGGAUGGCAGUAUACCGGCAGUGCGUCCACUGACAAAUACGCUGCCUUCUUUCUGUCAGUCCCUGGAGUUAGAUCUCCGCACCGGUCGGGUGUCUCCAACAGAACCAGGAUUUUCAUCCAUGAUAAUCCUCCUGCUCGAAUUACCAAUGCUUGAGAUUCCAGCCCUUGCCAAUGUGUUACCCGAUCUCUGCAGUCUCAUAGUGAAGUUACCUAUUCCUGCUCAAGCUAAAUUAGCAAGAAUACUAGCGGUUGUAUGGCGUGAUUCACCGAGUCGUUUUCAGCAGCUUGUGUAUACAGUUCAACAGCUAAUAACGACAAGAUCACUAGGAGCAGUAUUCCGGGUGGACUACAUAACAAGCGAAGACCAAGUUAUCUGCGACGCCACGCGUUUCCUGCGUGUUCUCUUUGCUGUGGAUUUGUUAGCCGGAGAUAUGGAACCUAAGCUGAGCUUGCCCUCUGCGUCGUCUGGUCCUUUGAGGUCUGACGCAGACACUCUAGCUGACGGUUCUGUGGGAAAUAGUGAACAGGAUGCCCUUCUGCUGGUGGCCGGUCUUGAGCUUGAAGAGUCGGAAGAAGCGUCAGAAGAUGAAAUGCUUUCAUCUCGAGAGGCUGGCGCAGAUGCCCAAGGUAGUGCGUCUGCUGUCGGGGAGAUAGUUUUAAACGGGACAGCAGAAAGAUUAGCGCAAGCCGGACCAGUUCAAACUUCAAACGAAGCCAAACGGAGACGAAGAGGGGCUCCUGUUUCACGGGUCAACGGUAGUAAUAGCGGCAGAUCGGCAAAAGGUGGCCAAGGCGCUCAAAGUCACUAUAGCACUUUCAGUCAGUCGGAUCCGCUAUUAUCAGAGUUAGGCAUCGAUGUGUUGGAUUGCCGGAAGCCUCUAAUCGACCUCGAUGAAUUCUAUAAUGAAUUGCUUUCGGAACUACUCAGUAUCGAGCACGACUACAACAACUAUCGCGAAGGGGCUCGAACAGAUAAAUUUUCGUUUUUGUCUUGUCCGUUCGUGCUGACUCCGACAGCACGGAUCCAAGCUCUAUAUUUGGACAACCGCAUGAAGAUGAACGACCACAGAGCACUCGAUUUCUUUUCAGCUCUCAUGCACGGCGAUGAAUUGAAUCCGGUCCUUAAGCUUCAAGUUCGUCGUGAUCAUAUCAUUGAGGAUGCGCUUAAUAAUCUACAACUUAAUGCACUCGAUAACCCUGGAAAUCUUAAGAAGCAACUUGUCGUCGAAUUUGAGGGAGAACAGGGCGUAGACGAGGGUGGCGUUUCGAAGGAGUUUUUCCAGUUGGUCGUGGAACAACUAUUUAAUCCAGAUUUCGGAAUGUUCACACUUGAUGAGGAGACACGAAGUUACUGGUUUAAUCCAACUUCGUUCGAAGCCGAUGCUCAGUUUGGCCUUAUUGGCAUCAUUCUCGGAUUGGCUAUCUAUAAUAAUGUCAUUCUGGAUAUCCGGCUUCCGAUGGUGGUAUACCGGAAGUUGUUUGGUGCUCGAGGAACCUACAGAGACCUAAUCGAUUAUGAUCCUAGUCUUGCCAAGGGUCUUCAUCAAAUGCUAGUUUAUAAUGAACCGAACAUUACGGAUGUGUUCUGUCAAACGUUCCAAGUAACUUAUAAAGAUGUGUUUGGUGCCACGCUUACCCAUGACCUUCGACCGAAUGGAGAUAGCAUCGUCGUUGAUCACACAAACAAGGUGGAGUUUGUGGAACUUUACGCUGACUUUCUACUUAAUCGAUCUAUCGAAAGGCAAUUUAAUGCGUUCCGACGAGGAUUUGAAAUGGUGACUAAGGACAGUCCUCUGACCAAGUGGUUCCGGCCUGAAGAAGUUGAACUUCUAGUGUGCGGUCAACAAGAUUUUGAUGUCAACGGUCUUCAGCAAAGCUGUGAAUAUGACGGUUAUCAGCCUGAUUCUGAGGUUAUUCGAUGGUUCUGGGAAGUUGUUCAUGAGAUGGCCGAUGAUGAACAAAAACUUCUGCUUCAGUUCACUACAGGAAGUGACCGAGUGCCCGUGGGUGGCCUUGCCAAGUUGCGAAUGUCUAUUAAUCGAAAUGGCCCAGAUUCCGACCGUCUACCAUCGGCCCAUACAUGCUACAACGUGCUGCUUUUGCCCGAAUAUUCCAGUAAGGAGAAAUUACGGGAACGACUACAUAAAGCUAUCACCUACUGCAAAGGAUUUGGCCUCAUGUAGGCAUUACUGACGAAACGAAAACUGCGAAAUAUAUGACCCAUUCACGCCUAAUGCAAAUGAUCAUAUCAAAGACUAUACGGAAGAUAAUGAAAACAAAGCUAUUGCUAUAUCAUGCUGUCCGCACGACGAAGUAUAUCCAAAAUGGAUCGUCAAACAAAAUACGGUGCCGCGCACCCUUCUGUUGUAACUUAGGUAGUGUUAUAAAAGAUUGUAGGCAGAUCUAUGGAUCAGAGUAAUGUCGACUCACGUAACAUAACGGCACAGGCUACGAAGAUAACGGGUGAUUCAUAGCCACUGGUGGAAAGGUUCAUAGAGAAUACGCUGUAGUAGUCAAUAUGGUGUACGAUACAGAUUACUCUAACGCAAGUUACCAUGUUAAAGGAAAAAGAAAACACGACAAGUGAAACUUUAAAGUUGUUUGCUAGUGAAUGGUGAAGAAAUCGGAUGAUUAUCUAAUCCCGACAGUAGCUGUCGAUUGAUGGGCAACACGCGACGCUUAUGUGAACCAUUUUCUACAAGCCUCAACAAAGUGGACAAAUUUUUUAUGCAUGGACAUAACUCAAUUAUCGAUUUGUUAUUUAGGUAACUCCAUGUCAUUAAAAGAUAGCACGCCUAUCAUUAACAUG
Molecule: messenger RNA, 3666 nt
Organism: Varroa destructor (honeybee mite)
Lineage: Eukaryota; Metazoa; Arthropoda; Arachnida; Mesostigmata; Varroidae
Product: ubiquitin-protein ligase E3A-like
Biological process (GO): protein polyubiquitination
Molecular function (GO): ubiquitin protein ligase activity
Source: RefSeq, a predicted model, not a curated record